UAUUUUUGAUGCUCGUGCCUCAUGAACAAGAUGACUCGGCGCGCAAUUUUUCUGAUCGCCUCGUUCACACUCGUUGUCGAGCUCGGAAAAGCCCUCGACUGCUCCAGUAAUUCCCAGGAUGGAAACUACGAACCGUUUCCACGGGAUGAAAGCGUUAGCCCACCGGAAUUUCAUACCCGCAUGGAGAUUAGCUUGAGCCAUCGGAACGAAACCUACUUCGUGGACGAGCGAUUCGACGCGAAGAAACAGAGAGGGGCGUUCACCCUGAUUGCGUAUCAGUACGAUUGGGAGACAUAUUGGAACAAAUUGGAGAAUGAAAUAGACAACCUAUACACUUUGGAUGACUGUUUGAGUUAUAAUUGGUGAGUUUAAAUAUUGAAAAUUAAUCUCUUAUCUGUCCAAGUCAAAGUCAGAUCAAAAAUCAAAUCCUUUAUUUAGACACGUAACACCCAGGAGCACCAAAGUUCUCGUUAAAACGGGUACGUAUGUGCAAAUUAAAAAAAAAAAUGUAAAAGUAUACUAGUAACCUAUACAUUACUACUAUUAAAAUACUGACUACAAAUACAUCUACAAAAUGGCUAAAAGCAGAAUCUAAAAGUACAACUGUUUACAGAAUUUACAAGCCCUACACUUUAAGCUUUUUAAGCUUUAAUAGAUCGCUUAAAAGACGCAAUGUCUUGUGAUUCUCUGACUCCACAAACGUAAGAAAAGUGCGGUGCUAUGGAAUUAAGCGCGAUUCCAAGUAUGGCCUUCGAAACUUUAGCUACCAAAAUGACUUACAUGUAAGCUACCAAACUAAUUUCGUUUUGAUUAGCUGGUAUGUCAGGGGAACAUGUAGCUACACCCUGCCAUACCCGACCCCAUCUCCAAGUUCUUCAUUGAUACGCUUAUAUUGGGUGCACAUUUGAGCGAUUCUAAAGCAACUUUAUACCUCAGUCGGAGAGUGUGGAUGGAUUGUUUUGGAAAUAAAUACACAAACAUACUAUCGAACAAAUAAAAAAACAGAAAACGAUUGUCAAGCAAGUAUUGACUGAUGGGCUCUCAGUAAGAGAUAAUGAAGUGGUUUCAUUUGAACUGUCACGCCGUAGUAUUUCAUCCACCAAUCUUAAAGUCGUUACUACUCCUUUACUGACAGUCGUAAUAUGCCAUAAACAUUUCAUAAAUUCUUCACUGUGCAUCAUCUGGACCGAAGUGUUAGAGAUCACAGUAGUUGUCGUGUUACUGAUAAUUGUUGUUCUAUAAUGAGGUCAGCCAGAUUAGGUUGAUCCAUCUGUUAUGCUUGUUUGUCAAAAGGUUAGCACUUUAGAUCGUUUGUUAGAUUACAGGCAACCCAAGGUUGAGAUAUGAACACCGGCACUAUUGCAUAACGUUUGCAUAUCUCACGUAAGGCAGCAGUUGUAAGCGUAAGCAAAUGCUCAAGAGUCUUAACUUGUUUUUAAACGGGUUUUACUUGUGCAAAGUUUAUUUAUUCUUCCAAGGCGCUCGACGGCGGCUCGAUCAAAGAAGCAAACGGCUGGUCGCAGUGGUUUUUCUCCUUUCUUAGCGUAGUCUCCAGCCUGGGGGAAACCCGGCCACUGCUCGCAGGAUACGUAAAUCACGAAGCUUUAGAGCUUGGGUGGCCUGUGGUUAGAGUGAAUGGAUGGCUGGGGUUUAUCAAUUACUAACCAACAAAGAAAAUAUUUUUGUAUUUUCCCUCGGAAUCUGCUGCAGUCAUUACCUCAAGCAACUAGAUUCACGAUGUUCAUUUCCCACGAGUGCAGCACGUGUUCAAUGUUGUGAAAGCUGCCAUUAUUGCGAUCAAUGUACACUUAUUAAUCCUCUUUGUUGUCAGUCACGUUUUAAGGAGGUUAAAACCCCGGGGGGGGUACUUUAGAAAUUUCUGGGUGGGGAUGUGCCGCUGGUACCCUGGAACCCUUAACCUAUACCAGAGCUAGUUCAGCUGAAUUUUGCCACCCUAUACUAGAGUAAACUCCCCAAAUCCCCCCUAUCCUAGAGUAGCUGUUUUCCAUAAACUACUGAGGUCACUAGCAUAGUCUAGCCAAAACAAGCUGAGUUGUGUAAAUUUCAAAUUUCAAAUUUGAUUUUUUUAUAUGUUUGAGUGGCAAUUCCCCGUUUCCCUACUCCAGAUAAAAUCUUCAACCAACUGAUCAGUUUCCUGAAAAAUGAUACCCUAUUCUAGACCCAAACACUCUGAUUUAUAUACCCUAUCCCAGAGUAAACUGCUUGAAAACCAUACCCUUCACAGCGGCACAUACCUAUAUAGCCCAUAUAUGGCAGUGCCCCCCCCGGGGUUAAAACUGGGUUUCGCGACCCGGAAGAAUUGUCCCAUUCCCCCGAACAGAGCUUUCCUUUCAGAUACAAAUAUUGUGUGAACAUCUUUCCCGGACCAAAUUUUGUGUCCCCGGAAUGGAGGUGUCCCUUAAAUAGAUGUGUCCCAAAGAAGAGGUUCCACUGUGGUACGCGUACGAUUGCCAAGACUGUUAGUCUCCUUCGCAGCCGUUAUUAGGGUCGUCACUCGUCACGCAACGCUCCUCCCCACUAACUCCCCACUUAGUGGAGAGGAGCGUUGCGUGACGAGACCCUAAUAACGGCUGCGAAGGAGACUACAAGACUGUAGGAUUCUGAAAACACCUUUCCUUGCUUAACGUCAGGUUAACGGUUAAGUUUAAAUACAGUCGAACCUCCACCAAAGACCACCUCUCUACAAUGGCCACUUUCUUCUCAGGGGCACCCAACGAGAACAUGGCUCAAAACUAUUUAAAAAUAGCAUUGUUAAACGUAUUUUAUAGUAUUUAAAUGGUAGAUAUAGGCAUCUUUUUACCCCCUAAAAUCUGUUCGGAUUUCCUAGCUGAAAAUCUAGUUAUCCGAAAAUUAUAGGGAUCAAAACUUACCUUUUCGAAAAUUUCAGCCAGUAAAAAGGCUCCGAAAAUUCUAGGUGACCAUUUUAGGGUAAAAAUCCGUUAAAAAUGGGCAAUUAUACCAUUUUUUAGAUGUUCGAAAAUCCUAGGAGAGGCAGGCAAGCAAGAAAUUUGACAACAAAUGUUCCGGAAAUUCUAGAUCUCAAAUCGUCUUCCGAACAGAUAUUUUCCGAAAAUUGACGUUGGGUGCCCCUGUUUCUUCUGUCCUCAAGGUGGUCUCUGGGGAGAGGUUAAACUGUUUAAUUUUCCUUCGUUAGGACGCAGCAGGGCUUUGAAAGAUACAGGUGUCGUUUUCCUCCUAACGAGAGCUCUUUGAAGCUGAUCGGCGAUGCUUGCAGCGCAACUGUAGUGUUGGACCUUGUUUACAAAAACGAAACAAAAAACGCCAGGUAUUUAGGAAAGAAAAUUGUGCGAAACAUCCCCGUCAAAGGAUGGAGAAUAUGUAAGAAGGAAACUGCUAUGGAUUACUGGUAAGUUCUCCACUAUUUCUUUCUACUUUGUUACAACAUGCAACACUAGCCUAAGCAAAAAACAUUAUGACUGCGAGUAAAACUCUUCAUCCCUUAGACAAGUAGAUGCGUGAAUCUGAAAUACAACUUUCUGGGAUGGGUCACGUGUCAGGAGAUUUCGAAUUCGCGGACUCAUUGGUAGUCUUUACACUAGAGCCUAAAUAAGCUAAGAAAUAUUUCAAGACCAGUAAAUUUUGAUCACUUCAAGUAAAAUAAAGCUUCACACACAACCGAUUCUUGUUUACUUCAGGUUAACCUACGGCCAUUUUCCCAUGCAACAUAAUUAAGAUUGAUUGACAUGUUUUGCCUUUCUCAAAGUUCAAGAAACCGGAAGUAACCGCAAGUCAGCUAAGUCGGUCAUAAGGAUGGUUUUCAAGUCGCUUGGAACUUUCUUGAAUCGUUUCCGACUUUCCGACUUUAAUGAGAUGCAAAGUAAAGUUACUUGAGAUUUUACUUAGGCCUUCACACACUAAUUUUUGGCUAAGUAUACGUAAAACUUAGCAGCUCUUAAGUCUUACUUAACAGCCUAGUGUAAAGACAACCGUUAUUUUUUCAAUCAAUAAACAAAUUAAAAAGAUCAAAUCCAAUGAAAUUCAAAAAUCUAGAUUUCGGAAUCCGUGACAUUUUUGCUUGUGGAAUCCGGAUUCUUGGGCUUUGGAAUCCAGAAUACAACGCGAGGAAUCCGGAAUCCAAGUCUCACCGACAAAGGUUAAAAUUCCACGGCUUGGAAUCCAGAAUUCAACACUCUUUUUGGAUUCUCUUAAAUCGGGUAGUUUUUUUAUAUAAUUCAAUUUCUGUUUUCCCUUUGUUACCUUUGUUACCUUUAUUUCUGUUUUACCAUACACAUAAACAAAUUAAAAAUAAAAAUUAACUGAAAUAAAAAAUUAACUACAACAUACUCACUCUCUGGACACGCGACCAAACCGGGAUUUUUUCUUUUUUUCUUGUCUUUACUUGUUCAUUCGCAUAGUUAUUUAAUUUUUUUUCCACUGUGGAUACUAGCCAUUAAGUGCAUAUUGUUCUCAUGCAUUCUUCAGGUUCUCUGUUCGAGGGUGGGUGCACACAUGUGGAGACACCCCGGUCCCGAUCGUAAUCGAAGCGCGGCCACAAGACGCAGCAGGACUGACCGGGGGGAUCAUUCAUUCUUAUACGUUCCUCGACUUUUACUACGAUGAACCUGAAUUUAAAGUUCCUAGGGAAAUCUUUUGUUUGGGAGCAGCUCACCCCCCUCCUUUACCAAAGCUCCCAAGGAGAUUUGACAUCAACCUGGAAUAUAUUGAUUCUGAAGCUGAUCGUAUUUGGGCGGUGCGGGUAAGUCUUUGGGGUGAAGCCAGGUAAUUGAACCAGGACUGUCUGAGGACUAUCAAAACUUAAAACAAAACUGAAUGCAAUGCUGGCAAUACGGCAAAGGGCUGAUUUGUUUGAGGCCAAUAUUUAAGGUAACAUUAUUUCGGCUAUUUCGUAUUGGCAGCCUUACAGUCAGUUUUGUUUUGAUUCCCACUUCAAAUGACGUCUUGCUACAGCAUCUCUACAUUAGAGAUCCGGCAAGAAAGAACCAGUCGGUUUUAUUUACGCGCAGAGUGGACCUCUGCAUUCAUGGGUUGUUAUUAAAACUUAGUUGCAUAUAGCAGCAGUGAUACCCAUCAAAAUAGCAGAUAUUCCAGAAAAAAUCGCCCGUCAUCGUGUGAGAGAUUUCUCCGACAAUUGUAUAUUAUUUGGACUCCAUAAAUGUGCAGAGAAACAUCAAGUCAUGUUUCAGUUUAGUGUCCGUAUCGCGUUGAGGCUUUAAGCUAACCUGUUCAAGAGUUACAGCCAGUGACGAUCGCCGCUUUAAAUCCAAACAGUCACUAGUUACGUCGUUGCUUUCACCACAGGUCACCCAGGUUCUGUGGGAGUUCGUGAGACUUUGAAUUUAUAAGAGAAUGUAUGAAAAUAAACAAAAUGCGUCGUAAAUUCCAUUUUUGUUAAAAAUAGGAAUAAAAAUGACUCACCUUUUGGUUUGGUUUUGUUAUUUACUGUGUCUUUGCUUCUAGAGCCGUUUGAAAGCCGUUUUAUCGACUUUUAAGAUUUUGAGUUGUAAUGUCAGUCACGUCGAUAAAACGGUUUCCAAAUGGCUCUAGAAGCAAAGACACGGUAAUACGUAAAUACGGACGUAUUUUGUUUAUUUUCAUACAUUCUCUUAUAAAUUCAAAGUCUAACGAACUCCCACAGGGUCUGGGCCGCCUGUGCUUUAACCAAGGGUUGUUAUGAGAUGUCGCUUGUCCAUGACAUGUUAAGUAAGAAACGAACGUGGAUUCAGCGAACAUGAACCUUAUUUAUCCUUACAGGAAUACUAUGAUCUUGACAAGCAGCUGUAUAGAAAGGACUCGGAGUAUCAUCCCAAAGGAUCUAGCUUGACUGGCAUGGGAUCGUACAUAAGAAACAAAAAUACAAAGGAAAGCAUUUACUACAACAGAAAAACAGGUAAGAGAGAAAUAGUUAUAGCAAGUCGUUAACGCUAGCUUGACUGGCACCAUCAUCAUCAUCACCUGUGAACUGGACACUUAUAUUACUAGUUUAUUACAGGUGGAAAAAUAACCGAAUGAGUUGCUAGCUCAAUAUUUUUCAUCAUCAUCAUCACUGUCAUCAUCAUCAUCAUCAUCAUCAUCAUCAUCACUUCUCGAACGUUCUGUUAAUACAGUUUUCUUUCCAUGAGGUUUUCAUGGUAUUAUUUCGAUUGCUAUUUCACCGUGAUCACCACCAACAUCAUCUCAACAUUAGCACCACCACUUUUAUGGGUGUUGCAGUAGUGUACUGUCGACAUAUCAAGCAUAAUCAGAUUGAAAGUAGUCCCUCCAGGGAGUCUGAGUCAAGAUAGGUCGAUUUAUGAUGAUACAUAGUUUAAUUUUGCUUACUGAAUUGAUGAAUUUAGUUUUUGCUGUUUGUUGAUUUGUUGAUGUCUGACCUGACGAAGAAAUUUCUUUCAAUUUCAGGCCGUUGUCAAAAGCAGAAAUUACAAAACCCAUAUCCUGUACUGAAAGGAAGUCACCGCUACAUGGUCUACGCACCCUUCGGUAAAUUAGCGCUGUUCGAAGAUCCUGACGCAAAGCCUUUAUAUCAGGGCAGGGCUGCCACUAGAGGAAUCAAUUGCGAUGUCUGGGUACAGAGACGAAUGAACUGGCCUUCUGACAAUGUGACAGAAAUGAUAUGGAGGUGGUAUUUCACCCAAGCGGAUUGGCGAGCAAAUUACGAAACACAGCCGGUAAGCUAAUUGUGACUCAGGUACUUUCACCCUGUCGCCCAGGGCUCCAGUAUCCGGGAAAUUUUUUGCUGGUGGAAUCUGGAAGCCUGGGCUUUGGAAUCCGGAAUCCCUGGAUAUUCUUGAACUCUCGCUCACAGAGGAGAAUGUAUAAAUUAGAGGCAGCUCUUUGAGGGAGAUCUGUGAUGGGUUGAAGACCUUAUGCGUAUGUCGAGGCUUUUCGCCUUUGGUAAGAGGACCAAGGAAUGCUUUAUCAGUAACAUACUCGUUUCUAAGAUGGGGUAACAAGAUCCAUAAGGAUGGGUCAUUUUUCGAUCCUUGCUUCUCAAACUCAUAAUUCACGAAGAAAAUACAAACGAAAUUAAUGUUUAAUGAGUGUUUGGAAAUCAGAUGAAAAACUGCUCAUUUUUGCAUCCUUAAUUUCUCCUUCCAAAAUCAUUUUGUUUGAGAAGUAAUAUUAAGCAUCCGACACCGUGUUUCAUAACCAGAUGGAACACGUCGAAGUUCGUCAAAAAUACUCCGCUGCGCGUCGUAUUUUCAACUCUCUUCUCGGUGUUUCAUCUGGUGAUGAAACACUCAUGCUUAAUAAAUUACUUGAGCAUCUUUCCGAAAAGCAAGCUGAGUACCUUUCAGUUCUCAUUUUAGUGCUCGCGAUCAAGAGAGGCUAAUGGAACCAUUAUUCUCUCAUGUAGGACUAUAUUCAAAGCUUCCUGACUUUAAUUCGAUUUCAGGUGCCAGUAAAACUAGAGAUUCGAGGCAAUAUCACCAUAAACGCCACUGCGCAUGUUGAAAUGGAAACGGACAUAAACCUCUACUCCUUCGAAAGUCGUUACCCAGUCGUAAGAGCUUUUGACGUCUCAUCCCUUUGCUCCCAGGAGCCUUCGGCAGCACCGAAAAAGAGCGGGUUAUCUUCGGGCGCCGUCGCUGGAGUAUCGAUUGCAUGUGUUUUGUUGGGUUUGUUGUCGGGAGCUGUGAUUGUUUACUUUGUAUUCAAGAAAGUGGUGUUAGCGAGAAUGGGACCUAUACCCAAGCAAUUUAAGUAGAAAUGAAAGUGAUCAAGAUAAAUUUGGGAGCAAAACGUUUGUCUUCGUUUAGUGCAUUCAUAUAAUCUACUUACAGGUCAUGAAUAGCUAAACCUUUCUUUCUGAUAAUACAUGUUGAAUCUAACUGCGUCAAAUAUUUUUUAAUGAAAUGAAUAAUUUUGUUUUUCCCACUCUUUACACGCUAUUAUUUUUUUAGAACCUUUAUUUGUAUAAGAACGUUGAGGCUGAGAAUAAACUUAUACUAGACUACGAGUAG
Messenger RNA from Porites lobata, 7964 nucleotides. Lineage: Eukaryota; Metazoa; Cnidaria; Anthozoa; Scleractinia; Poritidae. The record is from the annotation of a GenBank genome assembly.